Molecule: messenger RNA, 2782 nt
Organism: Ochlerotatus camptorhynchus
Lineage: Eukaryota; Metazoa; Arthropoda; Insecta; Diptera; Culicidae
Gene: l(2)37Cb
Product: lethal (2) 37Cb
Exons: 3
Coding region: 92-2764 (890 amino acids)
Cellular component (GO): intracellular anatomical structure; catalytic step 2 spliceosome
Molecular function (GO): ATP binding; RNA binding; helicase activity
Source: RefSeq, a predicted model, not a curated record
AGAUUGUAAACAUAAAACGUUUUGUGGAUUCUCGGUUCGCGAAAACCAAGUAAACUUUAUUCAGUGAAUUCAGCGCAUUGCGGUCUAAAUAAUGAGCCGCCGUAGGCAAGCUACUACAUCCUCCUCGGAGGACAGUUCCGUGGACAGUGAGGAAGAGGCACGUCGUCGGGAUAUCAAGGAAAGGGACGAGUUUUCCCAGCGUUUGAAGCAGAAGGAUGAAGGACGAACGCGGAAGGUGGUGGAAUCGACGAGCCGGAAAGCGUACGAGGAAGCUGCCAAGCGGUUGAAACUGGAAGCAGAAGAUCGUGACAAGUUGCUUCCAAAGUUGAGAAUUCAUUCACGCCGGCAGUACCUGGAGAAACGCAAGGAUGAUAAAGUUGCCGAGUUGGAAGCGGACAUUUUGGACGAUGAGUAUCUGUUUGAGGAGUCGAAAAUUACCGAGAAGGAACGACAGGAUCGUGAGUAUAAGAAAAGUCUGCUGCAGAUUGCCAAAGAGCAUGAGAAGGCAAGGGAGCUGGAACGGGUCCAGCGGUACCAUAUGCCGAAGGACAUCAAGAAAGGGGACAAAGAGGAGUAUGUGGAAGUUGAUGAACGGGAGAAGGUACCAAAUGCGGAACAGAAGAAAUGGGAAGCUGAACAGCUAGCUUCAGCGGUUUAUAAAUUUGGCUCGAAGGACACCCGUCAACAGGAAGAGUAUGAACUGCUGUUGGAUGAUCAGAUUGAUUUCGUCCAGGCACUCCGACUGGAUGGAACUAAAGAAAAGGACCGGAAAGCACCGGUAUCUGAGGCGGAAAGGAAGAAGAUGGACAUUGAGGAAACGAAGAAAUCACUUCCGGUUUUUCCGUUUAAGGAGGAUCUCAUUGCCGCUAUAAAAGAACACCAGAUUCUUAUAAUCGAAGGAGAAACGGGUUCGGGAAAAACGACACAGAUUCCACAGUAUCUCUAUGAAGCUGGGUUUACAAACGACGGCAAGAAGAUUGGAUGUACUCAGCCUCGUCGCGUGGCAGCGAUGUCCGUGGCGGCACGUGUUGCGCAGGAAAUGGGCGUCAAGUUGGGCAACGAAGUUGGUUAUAGUAUUCGUUUCGAGGAUUGCACAUCCGAGCGGACUGUCAUUAAAUACAUGACAGAUGGUACGUUGCACAGGGAGUUUCUUUCGGAACCGGACCUAGCUUCUUAUAGUGUGAUGAUUAUCGAUGAAGCUCACGAGCGUACGUUGCACACGGACAUUCUGUUUGGAUUGGUGAAGGACAUUGCGCGGUUUCGGUUGGAUUUGAAGCUACUGAUUUCCAGUGCCACGUUGGAUGCGGAAAAGUUUUCGGAUUUCUUCGAUGAUGCGAACAUAUUUCGUAUUCCUGGUCGUCGUUUUCCGGUUGAUGUCUUCUACACCAAAGCACCGGAAGCAGAUUAUAUCGAUGCAUGUGUGGUGUCGGUUCUACAGAUUCAUGCCACUCAGCCUCUUGGAGACAUUCUUGUAUUUUUAACUGGACAAGAGGAAAUCGAAGCCUGCCAGGAGAUGCUCCAGGAUCGCGUCAAGCGGUUGGGUUCCAAACUCAAGGAACUACUCAUCCUUCCCAUUUAUGCCAAUCUGCCGUCGGACAUGCAGGCGAAAAUUUUCGAUCCAACUCCACCGAACGCCCGGAAAGUCGUACUGGCCACCAACAUCGCCGAGACAUCACUAACCAUCGAUAACAUAAUGUACGUGAUCGAUCCGGGCUUUGCAAAGCAAAAUAAUUUUAACUCCAGAACCGGGAUGGAGACCCUGAUGGUCGUGCCCAUUUCGAAAGCGUCUGCCAAUCAACGUGCAGGUCGAGCAGGGCGCGUUGCCCCUGGCAAGUGCUUUCGUCUGUACACAGCCUGGGCAUACAAACACGAGCUGGAAGAUAACACCGUCCCGGAAAUUCAGCGCAUAAAUCUGGGCAAUGCCGUGCUAAUGCUCAAAGCUCUUGGAAUCAACGAUUUGCUUCAUUUCGAUUUUCUCGAUCCUCCACCACAUGAAACGUUGGUUUUGGCAUUGGAGCAACUUUACGCCCUAGGAGCAUUGAAUCACCACGGUGAGCUGACCAAACUUGGACGACGGAUGGCGGAAUUUCCGGUCGAUCCCAUGAUGGCAAAAAUGCUGCUUGCUAGUGAAAAGUACAAAUGUUCCGAGGAGGUGGUGGCCAUCGCUGCAAUGCUAUCAGUGAAUGGAGCCAUCUUCUACCGACCGAAAGACAAAAUCAUCCACGCCGAUACGGCACGGAAGAACUUCAACCACAUGCACGGGGACCACUUGAGUUUGCUGCAGGUCUACAACCAAUGGGCCGAAUCGGACUACAGCACUCAGUGGUGUUACGAAAAUUUCAUUCAGUUCCGUUCGAUGAAACGAGCUCGCGAUGUCCGGGAGCAGCUGGUUGGGUUAAUGCAGCGAGUCGAAAUCGAAAUGGUUUCCAGUCUGCCGGAAACGACCAACAUCCGGAAGGCUAUUACAGCCGGGUACUUUUAUCACGUCGCUCGGCUUUCCAAAGGGGGUCACUACAAAACGGCCAAGCACAAUCAGACGGUGAUGAUCCAUCCGAAUUCGGCACUGUUCGAAGAACUGCCUCGUUGGGUGCUGUACCACGAGCUGGUGUUUACGACAAAGGAGUACAUGCGGUCGGUGAUUGAAAUCGAGAGCAAGUGGCUGCUGGAGGCGGCACCGCAUUACUACAAACCGAAGGAGCUCGAGGAUUCCACCAAUAAAAAGAUGCCGAAAACGAUCGGUCGGGCCACGCUGACCGAGGCGUAGGUUGUGAUGAGACGGUUU